AUGUACUUAUUUAAAAGAUUACAUGGAUUUUGUAAUUUUAGUACAAUCAAUGUCAAAAAAUGUCUAAUGCAUGGAUCACCCAGCUGUGCUCAACAGAACCAAAAGAAAACAAACACAACUAUUGAUCCCGAAGAUGUGUAUAGACAUGGACAGCUUAUGAAAGUUUGGUGGGAUGAACAAGGAGCAAUAAAACCUCUUCACAGUUUGAACUUGAUACGUAUACCCUUUGUAAGAGAUGGUCUGGUGCAGUGUUCUCCAGAUGAAAGAGAUCCUACUCCAUUGAAAGAUAAAAAAAUAUUGGAUGUUGGUUGUGGAGGGGGCAUUUUAUCUGAGGGUUUGGCGAAAUUAGGAGCAAGUGUUACUGGUAUUGAUGCAGGGAAAGAUCUUAUAGAAUUGGCAACGGAACAUAGUAAAAAUAAUCCGAAAUUAGCAAAUAAUCUGCCUUCAUAUUUCUGCACUACUGUUGAGGAGCACUCUCAAGAACGUAAAGAUUAUUAUGAUGCAGUUGUUGCCUCUGAAGUAAUAGAACAUGUCUACAAUAAAGAAAUAUUUGUAAAGGCAUGUGUUGAAGCACUUAAGCCUGGUGGAAAAAUAUUUGUUACUACGCCAAACAGGUCAAGAAUCACCCAAAUAUUAGGAAUAUAUGUUGCAGAAUAUGUUUUAAAUAUAAUACCUCGAGGCACUCAUCAGUAUGAUAAAUUUAUGACAUUGCCGGAGCUCACUUUUUUGUUGGAAAGAAAUAAUUGCCAUGUUGAGUUGACUUAUGGAAUGAUAUAUUAUCCAUUUUCUAAUAGAUGGGAACUAUCGAAGUCGCAACUUCUAGCUUUCGCCACACAAGCAAAGAAAUUGAAAUGA
Parnassius mnemosyne (clouded apollo) is the source of this 855-nucleotide messenger RNA. The record is from the annotation of a GenBank genome assembly. Lineage: Eukaryota; Metazoa; Arthropoda; Insecta; Lepidoptera; Papilionidae.